AUGGUUCUGUUUCACAACUUUCAACUCAUCAGUGCAUGUGGUAAAGCUGAAUAUGAAGUGAAUGGAGAAUGUUGUCCUAUGUGUGGUCCUGGAUAUCAUGUCAACAGGCAUUGCUCUGAGGAUACAUCCACAUCCUGUAUACCCUGCUCUCCAUUCUCUUUCAUUGAUUUACCCAAUGGACUAAGUUACUGUUUCCCAUGUACAGUCUGUGAUUCCAGUCAAGGGUUAAGAACAAAGACAGAGUGUACAUUGACUGCGGACACCAUCUGUGAACCUCGUGUAGGAUUUUACUGUAUUGACCAACACAAACACAGUUGUAGAGCAGCUGCUGAACAUUCAAAAUGUAAUCCUGGACAAUACAUCAGACAAAAAGGAGCAGCAGAUACAGACACUGUGUGUGGUGACUGUGUUGGUGAAACUUACUCAGACGGCUCAUUCUCAUCCUGUCUGCCACAUACACAGUGUGAGAGUUCCAAGGGUGUUGUAAGGCCAGGAACUCAUUCAUCAGAUACUGAAUGCGAAGAAAAACAUACAGAAGAGAAGAUAUGA
Molecule: messenger RNA, 549 nt
Organism: Chanos chanos (milkfish)
Lineage: Eukaryota; Metazoa; Chordata; Actinopteri; Gonorynchiformes; Chanidae
Product: tumor necrosis factor receptor superfamily member 14-like
Exons: 6
Coding region: 1-549 (182 amino acids)
Biological process (GO): positive regulation of cytokine production involved in immune response; negative regulation of alpha-beta T cell proliferation; defense response to Gram-positive bacterium
Cellular component (GO): external side of plasma membrane
Molecular function (GO): protein binding
Source: RefSeq, a predicted model, not a curated record